Ruditapes philippinarum (Manila clam) is the source of this 3044-nucleotide messenger RNA. Its product is annotated as zinc finger and BTB domain-containing protein 14-like. The record is from RefSeq and is a predicted model, not a curated record. The transcript is spliced from 5 exons. Bases 71 to 1135 code for a protein of 354 amino acids. NCBI's taxonomy places the organism in Eukaryota, Metazoa, Mollusca, Bivalvia, Venerida, Veneridae. Gene Ontology annotation, cellular component: nucleus.
GAGAAACUUUUGUCUUGGUAAUUGUGCCAUUGAAAUUACAUGUAGCUGCUGCAACGUCCAAUUUUCGUGCAUGUGCUCUCUUCAUUUACAUUUUGUCAGGGAUAAAAAUGUUACUAAAUACACGAUAGACGUAGGUUCAUUUACAGCAAAAAUUUUUGAACAGCGCGAGAACAUUGUUGAAACCACCGGAAAUAAAACAGGUUUUAACAAAGAGGAUACAGUGUAUAGCCCUCAAGUAGCGAUAAGUGUAGAUCAGCAGUCACAUGACGGUAGUAAGGAAGGGUUAGCGAUAAUUAGCGUGUCAGAUGCAAUUUCUACAGAGUCAACUCCAUGUAUAGAAAGCGAAGAUUCUUCAAAAGAAAUACAAGGAAAACUUGAAGGCACUAGUUAUGUAGAGUUAAACAGUCCGCAACAACUUGAAUAUGGUGAUAAUUAUAUGGAUGCUGAAGAAAGUGAUAAACAUGAUACAUCAAGGAAAGAUCUUCAUACUUUGCAGUUGAAUGCUGAUAUUGUUGACAAAAAUACAAUCUUAUGGGAUCACUGUUAUGUUGACAGACAAAUAGUUACAGAAGUAAAAUCCAAAAAGAAAAUUCAACGAGAUGAACCUGUUUUGAACAAAACUAAGGUGCCAUGUGAUGUAUGUGGUCGCAUGUACAAAAAACGUGACUUGAAGCAACAUAAGAGAAUACAUGCUGAGAAGAAAGAGUUUACAUGUGAAAUAUGUCAAAUGGUAUUCAGGACAGCAAGCUGUUUAUACGGUCAUAGAUUACAUCAUAACACUGAGAAAGGUCAUAUUUGUCAGUAUUGUGGUAAGCAGUUUAACAACAUGCCAAAUCUUCGUCAGCACAUCAGAUCACAUACAAGUGAGAGAACUUUACAGUGUCCACUUUGUCCAAAGAUGUUCAGAAGUAAUUAUGUACUGAAAGACCAUAUAUCAAGACAUUCUGGUGAGAAACCAUACAUCUGUUCAGUUUGCAAUCGCUCGUUUAAAAAGGCACAGGAAUUAAAGCGCCAUACCAUGACCUUUCAUUCGGAAGCACGUGAGCACGUCUGCAACAUUUGUCAGAGAAGGUUCAAGUCAAAAAGCAAUCGUGUAAAACAUGAGAAAACACAUGACAAGAAAGGAAAAUCUUAACAUAUUUUAAGCUUCAAGUCAUUUGAAUUUUCGCUCAUCUGAGCACAAGUGCUCAGAGGUGAGAUAUUGUGAUGGCAAGGUGUCUGUUGUUAAGCAUGAUCCACAAUUUUUUUCAACAACACAUCCUCCCACCUAAACCACAUGAUAGAUUUUGAACAAACUUCACAUCAAUGAUCCUUAUGUGGCCCUCUAAAAUUUGUUUAAAAUUGAAGCCAGUCUGAUGCAUAAGAAAGUCACUUAACCUAAAAAAGGCUUUAGAACUGUUUUUUUUUUAAAUCAUCUAGGAAACCACGUUUACCCCGAGCUUACAUAUUUCACAAGUGUAAUUGCCAUGUGAUCUUCUAAAAAAGAUAUAUAAAUCUUUGCCCAUGUAGUCAAUAUUGAACUUACCACACUGGUCACUUUUUUCAUGAAGACUUAUAAACAUGUACAUGCAGUUAAACACAAUUAAAAAAUUCUUGUGAGAAGAACUAAGAUAUUUGCCAUGUAGCAUUUCCUAACAAAAUCUACGUAACUUAAUGGUUAAUAAAUUAUUUAGCCUAGGUUGAAACACACAUCCAAUGAUUCCUUAUUACUCACUUUUGUAUUAAAGAAUUGUGACAUUAUCUGGCAAUCUGUGGUGAGGCCAUCAUGAACCUCCUGUUAAAUAACAACACCAGAAAACACUAUAAUAAAAGGUUUAUUCAUUGUUGGGUGCAUAUAUGUAAAAUGUGAAGCUGUUUCUUUUCUACACUUUUUCCAUCAAGUUUGAAAGUUUUAAAACAGAAAUAACUUUAUUGGAUGUUUUCUGCUACUUUGGUCUUUACUUGUUUCUCAUGAUAAUUUAGAAAGUCUUGAUCCUUUGACGCUAGAACUUCCUUAACAUUUGUGUUUCUUUUAUUAAAUACUGCGAACGUAUUUGCUGUUGCUAUUUACCCCAAAUAUCAGAUAUUUGAUUUCUUGUUUUUCUGUUCCAGUUUUCAGGCAUUUGUAGGUAAUAUACUUAGUGGUUUGGUUUUUUAUGUGUUAAAAAAACAAUUUGCGUAUUAUGCCCUGCAUGGCCACAUUCAUGGCAUUUGUCAGUGCUUUUUAGUCAUUAUUGCCAUUAUAUUAUGUCAAUGUGCUCUAUUUUAAGGUCCACAGAAUUAAGAAUAUGUGAGAGAAAAAACUGUGAGAAAAAAAACGGAGUUUUUUUUCCUGCUCUCCGUUGAUAUAGUAAAGGCUCAAGUAGAAUAGGGGACGCUCAACUUUUCUAUUACUGAAAGAAGUUCUUUCGCAAUGUUUUGGGGUGCUAAUCGUUUCCUUGUCUUGUUUUUUUAGCUCACCUGUCACAAAGUGACAGGGUGAGCUUUUGUGAUCGCUUUUCGUCCGGCGUCCGUCCGUCCGUCCGUCCGUCCGGCGUCCGUCGUCCGUCCGUAAACUUUUGCUUUAAAAGACAUCUCCUCAUAAACCACUGAGCCAAUUUCAUCCAAACUUCACAGGAAUGUUCCUUUGGUGGUCACCUUUAAAAAUUGUUCAAAGAAUUUAAUUCCAUGCAGAACUCUGGUUGCCAUGGCAACCGAAAGAAAAAUGUUUAAAUAUCUUUUUUUAAACAACCCUAAGAGUUAGAGCUUAGAUAUUUGGCAUGAAACAUCUUCUAAUGAGUGUCUACCAAGUUUGUUUAAAUAAAAGUCCUGGGGUCAAAAUUGGCCCCGCCCCGGGGGGUCAUUGAUUUUCCCUAUAUGCAUAUAGUAAAAACUUAAAAAAUCUUCUUUUAAAGAACUGUAAGAGCUAGAGCUAUGAUAUUUGGCAUGGAACAUCUUCUAGUGAGUGUCUACCAAGUUUGUUCAAAUAAAAGCCCUGGGGUCAAAAUUGGCCCCGCCCCAGGGGGUCAUUGAUUUUCCCUAUAUGCAUAUAGUAAACACUUAAAAAAUCUUCUUUUAAAGAACUG